Messenger RNA from Pistacia vera, 1290 nucleotides. Its product is annotated as temperature-induced lipocalin-1. The coding region runs from base 340 to 897 and encodes 185 amino acids. The record is from RefSeq and is a predicted model, not a curated record. The transcript has 2 exons. Lineage: Eukaryota; Viridiplantae; Streptophyta; Magnoliopsida; Sapindales; Anacardiaceae.
CUUCACCAAGUUUUACCAUAUUUUUCUCUCAAAAUCACUUUCAUUACUCACGAGCAAGCAACAAGCCCUUGGUUUGUUUUGGCUCCAACAGGACACAGCCUAGAAACUCCCAAAUCCAUCUGGCUUUUCCGAUCUUUCAACACUUAACACUUCAAAGGCUCUAAGCCCUCCACGUCUUCCAACAGAAAUUACAGAUUCUCUUUUUAACCGAGCACUUCUCCAAUCUUAAACCCCACCUUAUCAAUAACAAACACUAUCGUAAUCUAUCCUAAACCCACCUCCAUUCCUCAAAAAAGUUCCAACCUUUGAGCAAAAGCUUGAAUCUUUCAUCCCAAAAACAUGGCGAAAAAGCAGAUGGAAGUGGUGAAGGGCCUUGAUUUACAGCGCUACAUGGGAAGAUGGUAUGAGAUUGCUUCAUUCCCUUCAUUUUUUCAGCCCAAGAAUGGAGUGGACACAAGAGCUACUUACACUUUGAAUGAAGAUGGGACUGUGCAUGUUUUGAAUGAGACAUGGUCAGAUGGCAAAAGAAGCUCCAUAGAAGGCAGUGCCUACAAGGCUAAUCCUAAUAGUGAUGAGGCCAAGCUUAAGGUCAAAUUUUAUGUGCCUCCAUUUUUGCCUAUCAUCCCUGUUGUCGGAGACUACUGGGUUCUGUUCAUUGAUGAUGAGUAUCAGUAUGCUUUGAUUGGUCAGCCUAGCAGGAAAUACCUCUGGAUACUAUGCAGGAGGACUCAUCUAGAUGAUGAGAUCUACAACCAGCUGGUGGAGAAGGCCAAAAGUGAAGGAUAUGAUGUGAGCAAACUCCACAAGACACCACAGACUGAUCCACCACCAGAGGGAGAUGCAGGCCCCAAGGACACCAAAGGCAUAUGGUGGUUUAAAUCCCUCUUGGGCAAAUGAAGAAAAACACAAUAGGCUUUAUUUCAAGUCAAAAUAAAAGGAUCAAAAUCCCCUGUUUGCAUUAGUAGAAAAUGAAUGUAUCUAAACAAGUAAAAUGUAUGUUGCUUUUACAUUUUGGGUUUCUGGGUUUUGUUUGUAAAAAAGAGUGUGCGCUUUGAAUUAUGAGAGUUGUCUUGUCAUUGUUGUGAAUGGUGCUUGCCGCUUGGUAGUAGGUGUCUGUUGAUGUGAAAUGGUGAUGGAUAAAUUUCAGUAGGUGUGAUUAUGAUGGGGUAGGAAUCUUGAGGAUCAGAAUGGAGAAAAGGGUCCCUCCCCCUUUUGGGAACAUUAUCUAAGUUGUGUAUUAUUUUGAUGUUUAUCCGUUUCUUUGGGGCUAAGCAAAAUGGUUCUUGUUCA